AUGCCCAUGAACUUCCCUCGGGCCUGCAAGUGGCUCAUCAUCUGGUUUCUGUCGGGCAUCACCUUCAUGACGCCCUUCGCCUCCUCAAUCCUCGCCCCGGCCAUCGGCCGCUUCAUCGAGGACUUGGGAAACGACGACCUCACCGUCGGCACCCUCCCCGUAAGCAUCUACCUGCUCGGCUACGCCGUCGGUCCGCUCUUCCUCGCGCCCCUGUCCGAGAUGUACGGCCGACGCCCCGUCCUCGAUGCCGCCAACCUCUUCUUCUGCGCAUGGCUCAUCGGCUGCGCCCUCGCUCCCUCCAUCGCCUCGCUCGCCAUAUUCCGUGCACUCACGGGCGUCGGUGGCUCCGGCUGCCUCGCCAUCGGCGCCGGCGUCAUCGCCGACAUGUUCCCCGUCGCGGAGCGGGGCGUCGCCAUCUCUAUCUGGAUGGUCGGCCCCUUGAUCGGCCCCACCCUGGCGCCCAUCGCGGGCGCCUACAUCGCCCAGGGCUUUGGCUGGCGCUGGUGGUCGUGGAUCACCCUCAUCGCUGCCACGCCCAUGGCUCUCAUCAUCGCCGUCUUCAACCAGGAGACCAACCCGCGCGUCCUCAUCGACCGCAGGGUCGCCCGCCUCCGCGCGGAGCUCGACCGCCCCGACCUCCGCAGCGUCUGCGACGACCCCCCGUCGCCGGCGGGCGCGCCCAAGCCCACUUCCGCCCAGGUCCUCUUGCGGGCGCUCAGCCGGCCCUUGAAGUUGCUCUUUCGCUCUCCGAUCCUCUUCAGCGUGAGCCUCUACUGCGCCUUCUCCUACGGCGUGCUUUACCUGCUCUUCAGCACCAUCCCCCUCGUCUUCACCGCCACCUACGGCUUCUCCGUCGGCAACACGGGGCUCGUCUACAUCCCCCUCGGCCUCGGAUACCUCAUCGGCAUGGCCUUGUUUAUCACACUCUCCGACCGCACCGUCGUCCACAUGACAAAGGCCAACGGCGGCGUCUACGAGCCCGAGAUGCGGCUCCCGGACUGCAUCUAUUUCGCCGCUGUACUGCCCGUCACUUUCUUCUGGUACGGCUGGACCGCCGAGUUCAAGACGCAUUGGGCGGCGCCCGUCAUCGGGCUGCUGCCGUUCGGCAUCGCGAUCCUGGGAAUCUGGCAGCCCAUACAGGCCUACGCCAUCGACGCAUACCCGCUGGACGCCGCCUCGCCAAUGGCGGCCUUUACGGUUUUCCGCAGCGUCGUUGCGGCGUUUUUGCCCAUAGCCGGGCCGCCAAUGUACGACGCCCUCGGGAUCGGCUGGGGGAAUAGCGUGUUGGGUUUCAUUGCGGUUGCGCUCAUACCCGUUCCGGCGCUUAUAUAUAGGUACGGAGGGCGGAUAAGGAAAUGGCAGGAGCUGGAGCUUUGA
This is a messenger RNA of Colletotrichum graminicola M1.001, 1377 nucleotides long. RefSeq names its product major facilitator superfamily transporter. Gene Ontology annotation, biological process: transmembrane transport. NCBI's taxonomy places the organism in Eukaryota, Fungi, Ascomycota, Sordariomycetes, Glomerellales, Glomerellaceae. Gene Ontology annotation, cellular component: membrane. The transcript has a single exon. The record is from RefSeq and is a predicted model, not a curated record. Bases 1 to 1377 code for a protein of 458 amino acids. Gene Ontology annotation, molecular function: transmembrane transporter activity.